AUGGCGUUGGCGGCUACUCUUUCCAAGGAGGAAAUUCAACAAAGUUUGAAAGCGGUGAUAAAGCGAUCGAAAAAGAAAAUUCCUGCUCCAAAAUAUCUGUGCACCCCGUCAUCUCAACAGAUUCAGCAAAAAGUCUCUACUCUGGAAGAGAAGCACACUAUUUGCCAGCAAUUCCGAAAGUUAGUUUGUAGUCAUGGAAGUAUUCCGGAAUUGCAACACGUAUCAGCCUCGUCUAUGAAAAAGAUCUAUGCCAGUCACUCAACGGUGGCCGAUUGUUCACCAGAAAGGCAAAAACUACCAACCGUUCGGUGUUUCGUUGUCCGAUAUUUGAAAAAUAAAUUUCUCGAAGAUGCUUCUCAUCGCCAAUUUUGGUGA
Molecule: messenger RNA, 375 nt
Organism: Echinostoma caproni
Lineage: Eukaryota; Metazoa; Platyhelminthes; Trematoda; Plagiorchiida; Echinostomatidae
Source: the annotation of a GenBank genome assembly